UUUUCUUUAGGUGCAUCUGACUUGACACCACAACCACAUUGUGAACAAGAGGGAUAAUCAUGGGAAAACGCACUCACCAGAAUGAAGAUGGCUCCCACGUUAGAGCGAAGAAAAAAUCAAAGAGCAGCGUCUCUUCAGACAAGCACGACGUUCAGGCCGAAUUACCUCCCAAGCGGGAUGCUCCCAUAGGUGAUGAUAUACCUCAGGCAGAGAUUGAUCGUUUUCUCGAGGAGAAUUCUAUCAAGAUUACUGACACGGUGCCUGAAAAUGAGCCUCCCCGUCCAAUUCUAUCCUUUUCUCACCUCCCUCCUCAUGACGGCGACCUCUACGGCCCUUUGAGUUCGUUUACCGCCCCAACAGCCAUUCAGUCAACCACCUGGCCAUUACUCUUUGCUGGCCGGGAUGUCAUUGGUAUCGCGGAAACUGGAAGUGGAAAGACCAUUGCCUUUGGCCUCCCAUGCCUGAAGAAGAUACAGGACUCUGUCAAAAAAUCGAAAAUCAAACCCGCCCGUCCUUUGGCCGUGAUAAUGUCUCCUACUCGAGAGCUGGCUCUACAGAUAUAUGACCAGCUCCUGAAGUACACCAAGUCAACAGAUAUCCGAUUGGCUUGUAUUUAUGGUGGCGUGAACAAGGAUGAGCAGCGCGAGAACCUACAACGGGCGGCAGUUGUUGUUGCGACCCCCGGUAGACUAAAGGAUCUUCAAAAUGACGGGUCAGUGGAUCUGGGAAAAGUCAAGUACCUUGUUCUGGAUGAAGCCGAUCGUAUGCUUGAUAAGGGUUUCGAACAGGAUAUCAAGGACAUCAUCCUUCCUAUGCCCACCUCCCGACGUCAGACUGUUAUGUUCACGGCAACCUGGCCCCCUGUUGUGAGAGACCUUGCGUCGACUUUCAUGAAUACCCCGGUGACUGUCACCAUUGGUGGAGAUCCGUCAGCCGACCCCAGAGCCAAUUCGCGUAUAAAACAAGUCGUGGAAGUGGUAAAACCGCAUGAAAAAGAAUCUCGACUUGUCCAGUUACUGAACCGUUGUCAGCGCGGGUCGAAUCCGGAUAAGGUUUUGGCCUUCUGCUUAUACAAGAAGGAGGCAGUACGUAUCGAAAGGCUCCUUCGCGCGAAAGGCUUUCGAGUCGCGGGUAUCCAUGGUGAUUUGAACCAGCAAGAAAGAUUCAAGAGCUUGGAUGCUUUCAAGACUGGGAAUGCUACCGUCCUCGUUGCAACUGAUGUGGCAGCACGUGGUCUUGACAUACCCUCAGUUAAACUUGUCAUUAAUGUUACAUUCCCACUAACAGUGGAGGAUUAUGUGCAUCGCAUUGGCCGAACCGGUCGUGCUGGGGCCGAGGGCAACGCCGUAACUUUAUUUACAGAAACCGACAAAGCCCAAUCUGGCGCGUUGAUAAACGUGCUCAAGGCCGCGAAUCAAGAAGUACCAGAGGAUCUUCUUAAAUUUGGCUCGACUGUUAAGAAGAAGCAACAUGGUGCAUAUGGUGCAUUCUUCAAGGAUGUCGACUCCAGCAAGCCAGCCACGAAGAUCGUGUUCGACGAUUGAACUUGAUCUCACUCCGUCUUUCCUCCUAAUUUAGUCUUUUUGGUUGUUCGCCGGCCCUCGCCAAUUUGUGCCAAUAGAAACCUUCUCUCGAGGAAUGCA
This is a messenger RNA of Aspergillus steynii IBT 23096, 1643 nucleotides long. RefSeq names its product RNA-dependent ATPase DBP3 (gene dbp3). The transcript is spliced from 3 exons. Gene Ontology annotation, biological process: rRNA processing. Gene Ontology annotation, cellular component: nucleolus. Lineage: Eukaryota; Fungi; Ascomycota; Eurotiomycetes; Eurotiales; Aspergillaceae. Gene Ontology annotation, molecular function: RNA binding; RNA helicase activity; ATP binding. The coding region runs from base 60 to 1544 and encodes 494 amino acids. The record is from RefSeq and is a predicted model, not a curated record.